Messenger RNA from Betta splendens (Siamese fighting fish), 2356 nucleotides. Its product is annotated as cocaine esterase-like. The record is from RefSeq and is a predicted model, not a curated record. Lineage: Eukaryota; Metazoa; Chordata; Actinopteri; Anabantiformes; Osphronemidae. Bases 78 to 1760 code for a protein of 560 amino acids. The transcript is spliced from 13 exons.
CAUUUCUUAAUAAUAAAGUUGUUGGGGGAAGGAUUUGGAAAAGACUUCUUGUCUUUGCACAGUCCACGACGGCGAUCAUGAAGUUUAGUUGGAAACAAACUUUACUCAUUGUAGCGUCUGUGUUUUUCCUGUGUGUGGCUGCAGACACACGUGCACCUGAAGUGCACACGGAGCUGGGGCGUCUGAGAGGUCAGUACGUCAGUGUUAAGGGGAAGGAGACUGGGGUCCAUGCCUACCUGGGGGUCCCCUUUGCCAAGCCCCCUGUAGGUCCUGCUCUGAGACUGGCUGCACCUCAACCUGUAGAGGGAUGGGAAGGAGUGAAAGAUGCCACCCAGCAGCCAGCCAUGUGUGUUCAACACAAACAUCAUGUGAAAAAACUUUAUGAUAAACUUGAAGACAUUUUUCCAAUAGUUUCAGACAUUUCCGAAGACUGUCUCUACCUCAACAUUUACACGCCUGCAAACAGAGCUCAUGAUGCAAAACUCCCAGUCAUGGUUUGGAUCCAUGGUGGAGCAUUUACUAUGGGCUCAGCUUCUAUGUAUGAUGGAUCUGCACUGGCUGCGUACCAGGAUGUGGUUGUGGUUUUGAUCCAGUAUCGCUUAGGACUUCUGGGAUUUCUCAGCACUGGAGAUCAACACAUGCCUGGAAACGUUGGUUUGCUGGACCAGGUACAAGCUCUGAGGUGGAUCCAGCAGCACAUUCACAACUUUGGUGGAGAUCCAGGUUUAGUCACUGUAUUUGGAGAGUCUGCAGGUGGGAUCAGUGUGUCCUUGUUGCUUCUCUCACCGUUGUCUCAUGGGUUGUUCCAUCGUGCCAUUGCUGAGAGUGGAACUGCUGCCAUGGAUGCAUUUGUAUCAAAUAACCCUUCACCAAUGCUGCAGAUGGUGGCAAAUGCAUCUGGUUGUAGCCAUGAAAGCACAAAGAAGAUCGCUGAUUGUAUUAGAAACCUGGAUAUUGACACUAUUGUGACCAUUGGGAAGGAUGAUAAUUUGAUACCUUCUAUAAAUGUUGAUGGAAACUUCCUGACAAAACCUGUGGAGGAGCUGUUCCGUGGACAUGAACUUCUCACUGUUCCAUUCAUGACUGGUGUGAAUGAUGAUGAAGUAGGAUGGAUGAUUGCACAUUUCUUUGGUCCUCAAAACUGGACAGAGGGAAUGGAUCGAAAGCAGAUCACGAAGACACUCUCGGUUUUCUUUCCUGAUCCCAAACAUGCAGUCACCAUAGAUCUGAUAAUAGAUGAAUAUAUUGGAACCAAUGAAGAUCGUGUGAAGAAUAGAGACGGGUUCACUGAGCUGCUAGGAGACAUUUUGUUUACUAUUCCAGUCAUUAAGACAUCUAAUGCCCACAGAGAUGCAGGUGGUGCUGUUUACCUGUAUGAAUACCAGCAUCCUCCCACACUCCUGCAGAAGAAAAGGCCAAGCUUUGUUCGGGCUGAUCAUGCAGAUGAACUUCCUAUAGUGUUUGGACUCUGUUUCACAACUACUCAUGUCAAACUAUCUGACCCAUGUCCUAAAGAGGAGGAAGAGUUAAGCAAAACCAUGAUGAGCUACUGGGGGAACUUUGCCCGUACAGGGUCUCCUAAUGGUGACGGUCUUGCUCACUGGCCACAGUAUGGAGCAGGAGAAGACUACCUGGCCAUUGGUUUGAAGCAGCAGGUCACCCGUCAGCAUCUGAAGAAGAACCGCUUUGUCUUCAUGACUCAGACGCUUAUAGAAAUGAUUCAGCAACUCGAGGAGAAGAUGGAGCGCAGCGAGCUGUAGAGCAGUCACCUCCCCGUUCUCUGGUCCAUCAUGUUACAAUGUCUGUGUGACAGGUUACAUAUUAGUGGUGACAAUAGUAUGUUUGGCAUCAGACCCAGUGAAAUAGCAUAUGUUGAAUAGAGUUGUUUAUUUCUGGUGUUACACUGUUUUUUCAAUUUUGUUUUGAAUCUGUAUCGGUUUCACACUGCAGUAGAGAGUAGGGGUAAAUGCAGAGAGAGUCCAGCAGGGGGAGUUCUAAAUUGCCGAGCUAUAUAGGAGGCCACAUCGCAGCUCCUUCACUCAAUACACUCGAGCGAAAGAGGAAAGCUGUGUUGUGUGUAUUGCCCUCAUUCAUUUUCCCCUUAUCAUGGCUUUUACAUCAGCAUUAACAACAAACUAGGAAAAUUAAACACAUUUGCAGUUUUUUUGUGUGGACCAGUCACAAUAUAAUAUAUUGCAUGCAUUUUGCUAAAGAAAAUAUUGUUUUUUUCAGCAUUGAACCUUUGUCACUCUCUUUGGGGCUGUGACCAGGGGAAGUGGGAGUGGUGUACAGUAGCAAGUACAAGGAACCUGUUGAGUCACACCAUUAUGUGGUAUUAAAUUUGUUGGGGGAAUGA